Hypoxylon trugodes is the source of this 1014-nucleotide messenger RNA. Its product is annotated as anion-transporting ATPase. The transcript is spliced from 2 exons. The record is from RefSeq and is a predicted model, not a curated record. Gene Ontology annotation, biological process: post-translational protein targeting to endoplasmic reticulum membrane. Lineage: Eukaryota; Fungi; Ascomycota; Sordariomycetes; Xylariales; Hypoxylaceae. The coding region runs from base 1 to 1014 and encodes 337 amino acids. Gene Ontology annotation, cellular component: GET complex. Gene Ontology annotation, molecular function: ATP hydrolysis activity; ATP binding.
AUGUCCACCGCUGUGGUCUCCGCCGACGACGGCCUCGAACCGACGUUGCAGUCUAUCCUCGAUCAGAAGACGCUGCGAUGGAUUUUCGUCGGUGGUAAGGGUGGCGUGGGAAAGACGACAACAUCGUGCUCCCUCGCCAUACAGCUCGCCAAAGUUCGUCGUUCGGUCCUACUCAUCUCUACCGAUCCCGCCCACAAUCUGUCCGAUGCCUUCGCGCAAAAGUUCGGCAAGGAGGCGCGAUUAAUAGAAGGUUUCUCGAACCUGAGUGCUAUGGAAAUAGAUCCGAAUGGAAGUAUCCAAGAUUUACUAGCCGGACAGGGUGAAGACAACAGCGAUCCUAUGGGUGGCAUGGGUGGCAUGAUGCAAGAUUUGGCAUUCGCGAUUCCGGGUAUAGAUGAAGCCAUGUCUUUCGCCGAAGUUCUCAAACAAGUCAAAUCCCUCUCCUACGAAGUCAUCAUUUUCGACACCGCGCCCACGGGCCACACCCUCCGUUUCUUACAGUUCCCCUCUGUCCUCGAGAAGGCUCUUGCUAAGAUCUCCCAACUUUCUUCCCAAUAUGGCCCUUUAUUGAAUGGCUUCCUCGGAAACCAAGGCACACUCCCGAACGGACAGAACCUGAACGAGAUGAUGGAGAAGCUGGAGACCCUUCGCCAGACUAUCUCCGAAGUCAACACACAGUUCAAGGAUGAGAACCUCACAACGUUCGUAUGUGUCUGUAUAGCAGAAUUCUUGAGUCUUUACGAGACGGAGCGUAUGAUUCAAGAAUUAGCAAGCUACAGCAUCGAUACGCACUGCAUCGUGGUGAACCAGCUACUAUUCCCGAAACAAGGCAGUAACUGCGAACAAUGCAACGCGCGACGAAAGAUGCAGAAAAAAUAUCUAGACCAGAUCGAAGAAUUGUACGAUGAGUUCAAUGUAGUCAGAAUGCCGCUACUGGUGGAGGAGGUACGAGGAAAAGAGAAGUUGGAGCGGUUCAGUGAAAUGCUGGUCCACCCCUAUGUACCUCCCGAGUAA